Molecule: messenger RNA, 4950 nt
Organism: Saccharomyces mikatae IFO 1815
Lineage: Eukaryota; Fungi; Ascomycota; Saccharomycetes; Saccharomycetales; Saccharomycetaceae
Gene: NUP188
Product: Nup188p
Exons: 1
Coding region: 1-4950 (1649 amino acids)
Biological process (GO): RNA export from nucleus; protein import into nucleus
Cellular component (GO): nuclear pore inner ring
Molecular function (GO): structural constituent of nuclear pore
Source: RefSeq, a predicted model, not a curated record
AUGGUGACACAUUCAAUUGGCCAUUCCUCUCAGCAAUUGUCCUUCACUCAUGUUGCUAAUUUUAUUAAUGAUGCUGCAGCUGAUGUUUCCGCUGUGGAUGCCAAGCAAUUGGCCGAAAUAAGACAGUUUUUGGAAGCUAAUAGGACAAAUCUUAUCGAGGAUCCCAACACAAUAAGGCAGCAUGGAAAUUUUUCUGGUGGUGACAACAAAUUAGGCUCUAUGAUUGCAAAUUUAUUGCAAAUAAGCGUCGAUGAUCCCCUCUUUGCUCAAUGUGAGGAUCCGUGUCAUGCCGCACAAUUUUUCAUCUCUGAGAGGUCUUCCAGAUUACAUAUAGUGUACACGCUUCUUGCCAACCCAGAUUUUGACCUCGAUACAUAUUCGUUUCUUGACAACGAUAGAUUCGGUGUAGCUGGAAAAUUGAUCUCUUUAAUAUCGUCCAUAAUGGAGAACUAUGAGACUGUCAAAAUUUCAGCCUUAGGACAAGGCCAUAACAAUGAUCAAGACGCCUUAAAAUAUGCUUCGUUGGUGCAAUUGAAGAAUUUCUCUGAUUUGAAGCUUAUCAUGCAAAUACUACAAAUUUUGAGUUUAAUGAUCCUCAAUACAAAGGUACCAGUAAAUAUCGUCGACCAAUGGUUCAUGCAGUAUCAAAAUCAAUUCAUCGAAUUUGUCAGAAAUAUAAACUCCUCCGACAAAACCAUUGACACUUCGUCAUUACAUUUUUAUAGGUUUCAGAACUUCCAAAACCUCAGCUACCUUUCAGAAACGUUUGUUUCUAUGCUAUCAUCUUUAUUUACGAUCACAACUGCAUUGAUGCUUGGAUUGAACACAUCAAUUGCUCAGUAUGAUCUUCAGUCACCCUUAUACUUGGAUUCUAAGACUUUCCACACCGUCCAUGCAAUUUUAGAAAGUGAUAUAGCAGCCAAUGUUGUGACUGAGAUCCCCAUAUUCCAUCCGAUGAUCCAUUACUCUUGGUCGUUCAUACUUUAUUAUAGGCGAGCUUUGCAAUCGCCGGAAUCAUUUGACGACUCGGACAUAACGAAAUUUGCCCAAUUUGCUGAAUCACAUAACGUUUUUCAUGAAUUGAAUACUCUCUCAGAAAUAUUAUCUUUUGACCCCAUCUACACUACAGUAAUAACAAUAUUUUUGGAAUUUUCUUUAAACUUUAUUCCCAUAACUGCGUCUACUUCUCGUGUUUUUGCCAAGAUAAUUUCGAAGGCCCCGGAGCAGUUUAUUGAAAAUUUUUUAACUAAUGACACUUUUGAAGACAAACUAAGCAUUAUAAAGGCUAAAUUACCCCUAUUAAAUGAAUCGCUUAUCCCAUUAAUCAAUUUAUCCUUAAUUGAUACUGAAUUUGCCAAUUUUGAAUUGAAAGAUAUUUGUUCUUUUGCCAUUGCUAGAAGCAGUUUGAACGAUAUGGAUUAUGACCUAAUAGCGGAUACAACCACAAACUCUUCUUCGGCAUCUGACAUUAUUGUACCUGAUUUGAUAGAGUUAAAGUCUGACCUGUUAGUUACACCACCAUUAGAGAGAGAGAACUCUAAUUGUCUCUUGUCAAUACCGAAAUCAACAAAGGCAAAGAUUCUUACUAUCAAACAACACCAAACAAAUGACAAACAGGUACCUACUACUUCUAACUUGAUUAUUUUCCUUUACAAGUACAAUGGUUGGUCCUUAGUUGGUAGAAUAUUGCAGAAUCUAUUACAUUCGUACAUGGAAAAGGGCGCCCAACUGGAUGACACACAACAUGAAUUGAUGAUAUCAAUAAUUAAAUUGGUUACUAAUGUUGUCAAUCCGAAGACGCCGAUUGAAAAAUCUAGUGAAAUUCUAUCAUAUUUAUCGAAUUCUCUAGACAAUCCAAGUAGUACUAUAAUUGAAGCGUCAAUUAUCCAAGUAAUUUUUGAGAUUUUCGAAGUUUCAUUACAAAGAAAAGAUUAUACUUCAAUUGUGCAAUGCUCUGAGUUUAUGACUAUGCUGACACCAAACUAUCUUCAUUUAGUUUCUUCAUAUUUGAACAAAUCUGAAUUACUAGACAAGUACGGCAAGACGGGUCUUUCCAAUAUGAUUCUUGGUUCGCUUGAACUAUCCACCGGGGAUUACACAUUUACAAUACAAUUGCUUAAAUUAACAAAAAUUUUUAUUCGAGAAUCUUUAUCAUUGCAAAAUAAUCAUAUAUCCAAAAGAACUAAAAUUGACAUCAUUAAUAAGUUGACUCUACAUGCAGUUCAUAUAUUCGAGAGUUAUUCUAAUUGGAAGUUUAAUAACUUUCUUCAGAAAUUUGAAAUUGCCUUCCAUUUGACUUCAAUUUUUUACGACAUACUUCAUGAUGUCUUUACCAUAAAUCCUUUUCAAACAGAUCAACUGAUUACUUUCUCCUCAGCGAAAAAACUGUUACAAUUGUUUUUAACUCCCAUGGAUUCUAUCGACUUGGCUCCAAAUACUCUGAUCAAUAUUCUCAUUUCACCGUUGGAUACCACAACGAAAAUUUUAGGUGAUAAAGUUUUGGGUAAUUUAUAUACUAAGUUGAUGAGUAAUUCACUUAAGUUGUGCAAACUUUUAAUUUCAAUUAGAGGCAGCAAUCAUGAUUUGAAACCUAGUAACUUGGAAAAACUCCUUUUCAAAAACUCAUCAAAAUUGGUUGACGUUUAUACAUUACCAGGCAAUGUUCAUUUAAGGGCUCAAAUAAUAGAAUUAUUAAGCUACCUAGUAGAGGCCCCUUGGAAUGACGAUUAUCCAUUCUUGUUGUCCUUCCUUGGUGAAACAAAAUCAAAGUCAUUUUUGAGAGAAGUUUUAUCUGACCUAAGUUCUCCAGUGCAAAAUUGGGGACUACUACGAAAUUUGUACAUUUUUUUCACAACUUUAUUAGAAAGUAAGCAGGAUGGGUUAUCAAUUCUUUUCUUAACAGGUCAGUUUGCCUCAAAUAAAAACAACAGUGAUGAAUCUUCUAUUGAUAAAAAAAAUUCAAUACUGACAGUUUUACAAAGAAAUUCCCUAAUGUUAGAUUCAAUGCCUGAAGAAGUAAGUUGCAAGCUACUAGAAACAAUCACAUAUGUUUUGAACACUUGGACAAACUCUAAAAUCUUUAUCAAAGAUGCCAAAUUUGUGAAUUCCUUAUUGAACAAAUUGAAGAACACUAAAACUUUAUUUCAAAAAACAGAGAAUUUGACUCGUGAUGAAACUGUUUCUUUAAUUAAAAAAUACAAACUAGUUUCGAGGAUCGUCGAAAUAUUUGCGCUGUACAUUUAUAAUUCAAAUGAUUCAAACGCCAAAAUUUUGGAUUUCUUGAACCAGCAAGACCUCUUUGAAUUAGUACAUCAUUUCUUCCAAAUUGACGGGUUCAAUAAAACUUUUCAUGACGAAUUGAACUUGAAAUUCAAAGAGCAAUGGCCUAGUUUAGAACUGCGAUCGUUCCAAAAAAUUCCUUUAUCUAGAAUAAACGAAAACGGGAAUUUCGGUUAUGAUAUUCACUUGUUAGAUAAAGUAUUGAAAAAUGACCGUAACUGGUACGAACCGGGCAUGGGUCAGACAGAUUUUGAAAAUGAAAUUAUUGAUGCAUCAUUAAAUUUACAAUAUGUCAAUUAUGAAAUAUCUACAGCAAAGGCCUGGGGGGCAUUAAUUACCACAUUUGUGAAGAGGAGUACUACACCACUAAAUGAUGGUUUUAUAAACUUGGUAGAAUAUUUCCUGCAGUUGAAUAUCAAUUUUGGUUCAGAUAAACAAAUGUUUACCCAAAUAUAUCUGGAGAGAAUUGAAUUAUCGUUCUACAUUUUAUAUUCAUUCAAAUUAUCAGGGAAACCAUUGAAGGAAUCCAAAAUAACUGAAUUAUUGAAAAAGAUCUUCACAAUUUUUAAAUCUGAGGAAAUUGAUUUCACAAAAAACAUUGGCGGGUCGUUAAAAAAUAACUUUUAUAGACCCCUUUUAAGAUCUGUUCUAAUCCUUCUCGAAUUAGUCUCAUCAGGGGAUCAUUUCAUUGAGUUAAUAUCCGACCAACUGUUAGAAUUCUUUGAACUUGUAUUUAGUAAGGGUGUUUAUUUGAUAUUGUCUGAAAUAUUAUGCCAGAUCAAUAAAUGUUCUACGAAAGGCUUAAACGGGGAUCACGCUAAACAGAUUAUUAAUUUAGAGGAAAAUACUCAGGAUUUACUGUUAUUAUUAUCACUUUUCAAGAAGAUAACCAAUUUGAAUCCUUCGAAAAACUUUAAUGUUGUUCUUGCAUCAUCUCUAAACGAAGUGGGAACUUUAAAAGUUAUACUGAAUCUAUAUUCAAGCUCUCAUGUUAUGAGGAUUAAUGAUGAACCAAUUCUAGGGCAAAUUACUUUGACCUUCAUCUCUGAAUUAUGUUUGGUUGAUCAAAUUUCGGCAAAAUUUAUCAAUAGUGGAUUGUAUAGUGUUUUGUUGGAAAGCCCAUUGUCUGUGGCUAUACAGCAAGGUAAUAUUAAGCCUGAGCUCUCACCGAAAUUACACAAUAUUUGGAGCAAUGGUUUAUUAUCUAUCAUCUUACUACUGUUGAGUCAAUUUGGUAUCAAAGUUUUACCUGAGACAUGUCUCUUUGUUUCAUAUUUUGGAAAACAAAUAAAAUCGACAAUAUAUAACUGGGGAGAUAACAAGUUGGCAGUAUCAAGCUCGUUAAUAAAGGAAACUAAUCAACUGGUUUUGUUGCAGAAAAUGCUAGACUUGCUAAAUUACCAAGAACUUUUUAUCCAGCCUGACAAUUCUAAUGAUCAGAAAAAGGCUGUAGAGUUGGUUAUUGGCUUAGAUUCUGAUCAUGACAAAAAAAAGUUAAGUGCCGCAUUAAGUAAAUUCCUAACUCAUCCAAAAUACUUGAAUUCGAGAAUAAUACCAACCACUUUAGAAGAGCAGCAGCAUUUGGAAGAUGAAUCAAAGAGGUUGGAAUUCGUCAAGGGAAUAAGCAGAGAUAUCAAAGUGUUGCAAGAUUCACUAUUCAAGGAGGUGUAA